UCUCAAUAAAUCAUAAACAUUGAAAAAAGCAAUUCUGAAUGUGAGUCAUCCUGCAACAAGUAAUCUAAUCGGCAAGACUGUAAUGUAUUCACCCGUUACUAGUGUUUCAAGGUCCUACAUAAAGUUCGGCUUCUUGCAGAGAACCUUUUCUCUUUUCUUACAAGAAACAGCACCUCACUAAUAUUCGAAAUAGAAAGAAAGCAUUUGCGGUUUUUGUGCGCCGAUAAAGAAUUCUGCUUUGCAUGCUUUGCAGGUAUGCUUUGUUUUUUUGGUGUCACAGGGUGCUUGCCGUAGUUGUUGUCGUCAAUGUUUAUUGACUGUCGCAGCUUCUUUUUCUUCAUGAUAUAUUUCUUUGCUGUCAAACGCGACUUUAUUGUCGGCACCGGGUAUAUUAUCAAAUUUUCAUUGAUCCAACAGAAAUUGUUCAUCCACAAACGAAAGAUAAUUUAAACUCAUAUUUAGAAUUUUCUAUCAAAAAGAAGAAUUUAAACAUGAACGUUGCCAAAGCCCUUCGCAUCUUCACUGCUAGUUGACAACAAAAGCGGAUAACGUCGACGACCAUAAUAUUUUCCUAGAGCUUCUACUAUCAACGCAAUAGUAGUCUAUUGAGCAGCGUUGCCUUAGCCGCAACCCGAUAUUCUCUAGGUACUUGCAGACACUUUCCUUUGGCAAGUUACUUUAGCUUGAACUUACAAAACGACACAAUCACCUUUGGGUAGGCGCACAAGUCCCUUCUGAUCUUAAGUUGCAUCAAAUUCAAAUAUAAUCAAAUUCACCGUUUCUCCGCUCUCAUUUCUCCACCGCAGUUCAAACAUUCAAUUAGUUAUCGUAUUGAUCAAUAUCUUUUUCUGAAGACAUACUCUUAUCUAUCAUCUUUUCUACAAUCAUAAUACUAAUUAAUCAUUCCUCCUUUCAACAGAAACCCAAAUAUCCUACCCAUACGACACUUUUCUUAAAUGGAUAUCACCACCGCCCAUACAAUUCCUCUGGCAGAAGCCAGUCAGUUUGAAGAAUGGCUUAAAAUGGCCAUGAAGUGGAAAGUCGGGAAGGUAAACUUUUGCAGCUCUUCUGUGCCAUAAUUUCCGCUAACCACCACUUGGAUCAUAGCAUUAUAGACGGGCAUCCCCUUCAAAAGAAGAAAAGAUCGACGGGAGCAAGGGAGAACUGAUAAGCCUCUCAAUACCAGCAGCUUCUUCCUUGAAGUCAACAUCCUCGUCCUCCUUGAAUUCUUCAGUAUCGGUCCGAUCAGACUCAGUUACAUCUUCUUUGGCCCUUUCGACCUCCGAAGCUCCAUCUUUGACUGCGCCAUUUUUGGCAUCAGAAACAGUAGUUGCACCGCCCGAUCACGAUUUGGCUAUUAAUUCAGACGCUACUACUCCAUGGAUAGCCGACCUCCCUUAUCAUCCUAAAUCGUUGGCACCACGUUCUCCCCCUUCUCCUCCUUCUCCAUCUCCAAAGCCAGAAAGCGGAUUCAAGAACGAGUUCUUCGAGAUCAAAAGUUCCCCAAAGGGCGGUCUAGGUUGUUUCGCAAGAACGGAUAUCGAGUCUGGGACUAUAAUUCAUUCCGAGGAACCUUUGUUCAUAUCUUCGAUUUUACAGAUCUAUCAUAACUUCGAACAAUUGACAGCGAAAAACCAAGCUACUUAUCUGGGGUUACAUUGUUGGCAUGGUCUCGCUAAUCACAAAAUUCUCGCAAUUUUUCAAACCAAUCGGUAUGUUAUUACGUUUACUAGAAAACCUAUUCGGCUCAAUUCAUAUAAAAAAGCGCAUCACUAACUCCCAAACAGUUUCCACAUAAGCGGCGGAAAAGCCGGUAUAUUUCUCAAUUCCUCCCGUUUCAAUCACGCCUGUCCCGGUUUUCGAAACUGCAGCUACAACUACGACAAAGAUAGCAACAGAAUGAUUUUCACAACCACCGACGCGGUAAAAAAGGACCAGGAACUUACAAUCUCGUAUGCGAGUAUUCCCAAUAGUCUCUAUCAAAAUUAUGGAUUUUUUUGUGAUUGUCCUGGAUGUCCUCCUUCGGAUUCUGCAUACAGGGAUUGGAGAAAUGAAGAUAGAGUAAGAAGGAAUGCGGAGCGUGAUGGUGUGAGAAUGGAAAAUUUUGAGCCGGAUUCUUAUUCGCUUAGUGCGGCUUGGGAGAAUGAUGUUUAUAAGUGGUAGGAUGUGUUAGAUGCUAGGUGCUAGGGGCUGGUUAAUUGGGAUUUGGAUUUAUGAGAUGAAGGGAAAGCAUUAUUAUUCGCGAUUGUUGGGUGAGCUUAAGCUUGAGCGGGAGGGGGAAGGGAGUUAGAAAGUUGUUAUUGAACUAUUGUGAUGGAUGGAGGGUGAUGGAGGAUAUGGAGGUAUGCAGUGGAUUUAGCGCAGGGUGGUGGGUUUGUUGGUCUGGUCCGGUCUAGGUCUAGGAGAUAAGGAAGUCCGGGAUUGACGUUAAACUAUAUUACCUAUUGCGAAGGGCGUCAGGGGUAGAAGAUUAAUUAAUUCGUUAUUGCUUGCUUGU
Molecule: messenger RNA, 2497 nt
Organism: Sclerotinia trifoliorum
Lineage: Eukaryota; Fungi; Ascomycota; Leotiomycetes; Helotiales; Sclerotiniaceae
Source: the annotation of a GenBank genome assembly